Molecule: messenger RNA, 657 nt
Organism: Paramuricea clavata
Lineage: Eukaryota; Metazoa; Cnidaria; Anthozoa; Malacalcyonacea; Plexauridae
Source: the annotation of a GenBank genome assembly
AUGUCCGAAAUGCAAGAUAGCACAGGAAAUGCAAUGGGAUUUCCACAGUUAAAAACCUGCGGGGGGUUUGAAAUGAUGCGAUGCACCUCAAACUGCAGAGAUCUCACCGUCAUCAACUGUUCAUGGAAUGCUAAAGACCUACACUCCUCUUUGGGUGAUGGGCAGGGUAAAGUUUACUUGCGGCCUAUCCAGAGAUCAUUGGCCACCUCACCUAUGGUACAACAAAGCCGGUGUGAGAUUAAAGAGGUAUGUCAGAUGUGUAACAAAGAAGUUCUUGUUCGCAAUCUUCGCGAGCAUUUGUGGGCAUGCACUGAAGGAUUAGACUCUGAUGAAUCAUCUGAUCCACCCAGUGUCCCUCAGUCAUCCUCUGUUCUAUCCAGUGUCCCUCAGGCAUCCUCCUCGUCAACUGCCCCACCCAGUGUUCCUGAACAAUUCUCCUCGUCAACUGCUCCACCCAGUGUUCCUGAACAAUCCUCCUCGUCAACUGCCCCACCCAGUGUUCCUGAACAAUCCUCUUCGUCCCCAGUGUUCCUGAAGAAUCCUCCACAUCCUCUGCUCCAGCGAGCACUUCACAUAGCACCCCCUCGUCUUCAUCUCUUCCACCCAACAACUGAAACCCGAAGAGUAGCGACAGUCGAUCUGACACAAAGGGUUUAA